This is a messenger RNA of Cryptosporidium muris RN66, 4485 nucleotides long. RefSeq lists its product as uncharacterized. The record is from RefSeq and is a predicted model, not a curated record. Lineage: Eukaryota; Apicomplexa; Conoidasida; Eucoccidiorida; Cryptosporidiidae. The coding region runs from base 1 to 4485 and encodes 1494 amino acids. The transcript has a single exon.
AUGAGCCUAGCUACACAAAUAUACAACUAUAUUAGGCAAAAUAAUAGCUUCUUUCAUGUAGUCUGCAGAGAUGUUUCGAUAAUAACAUUUGAUGCACUUGAUGAAGUUUGGGAUAUUGGUAUCAAAGGUAGGAGAGACGAAGAAGAUAAAAUUCUGAGAACUAGCUCAGACCUAAGAGAAAUAGUUAGAAGAGGUUGUUCUUUGGGUAUUAAGUUUCAUGGGUCUAAGGAACAGAAGUACUGGUAUGAAUGUGGUGAUAAUGUAGUAGUCUAUUUAUUACGACGUGGACUACCUAAGUUUGAGAAUUUGUGUCUAGGAAAAGAUUUCCAUCUACAAAGUAAAAGUGAAGAGGACUUGAAAGAUGUUGAGAUCAUAUUAACAGAGAAGAUUGAUGGUGAGAACUCUCAGAUAUCAUUUUUCAGCUUAACAAAUCACUGGAUAAUUGCUUCGAAGAAUGUAACGAUACUAUGCUCAGAGUCAAACGAUAUUAAUCACAGCAUAUACUUGGAAAAUAGAUACACUGCAGUUAAAUUAAUAGCUAGAGCUUGGUUUAAUCUAAUUGAUAGUUUGCGUCCUGAAUAUAAUAUUGAACAUAACAUGACUAAUAUUAAUAGAAUUAGGAAUAUAUUGUCUGGAAAUACAUUAUUAGCUGAACUUGUUGGAAAUAUAGAUCGGCAACAUAUCGUAAACUAUAAUACAAACAGUGAAUUAAAACUAUAUUUUUUUGGCAUGGUUCCAAAUAAUAAUAACAAUAUAUGUUUCAACCCCGAAGAUUUAUUUGUUAUAUUUCCCCAGAAAUUACAAGAAAAUAUUGUACCAUUUCUAGAAAUAGUAGACAGUGGUUCUCACUCUACAAUUGUAAGAGUCAAAAAAAGAAAAGAACGAAUUACUGGCUUUAAAUCUGUGGAUGAACUUAAAAAGUCUUUAUGUAACUUACAAGAAAAAGUACUGAGUUUCAAUGACAACUGUGAAGGUACAGUAAUAUAUAUUACAAGGUAUAAUAAGGAAUAUUCUUGUCAGGUUUUGGAAGGUAUAGAUUUGGAAUUAUGUCAACAUAAUGAAACUCUUCAAAUUUUCAAAAUAAAAACCUUAUAUUACAUCUACCGUCGUUGCUUAAGAGAAAGUCUAAGGCGUAUUAUAAGGAAUGAAAUUAUAUCACUUUGUAAAUACUCAAGAGAAUAUAAUAAAAUUAAUAUGGAGGUUCAAAACAACGAAUGGAAUCAAUUAUAUAACUUCUUUUUGCUUCGUCUACCAGUGUUAACUUCCAAAUUUAUUAACACACUUUUAAAUAUAUAUCGCAAAAUUCUACGUUGUAACUGUAAAGUAACCCACAGAAUAAAACAAGUACUACUUUUCUCUGAAACAAAUAUUUAUAAUUAUAUACUCUUAUUUCAAACUUGUAUAGUACGUAUAACUUCUAUUGUAUUUAUUGGGUACAGAUAUAUAGAUAUUGAUUACUUGCAAUUGGAUAUGAACUUAUUCAACUACUUUUGCACAUUUAUCAAAAGUGUUGAGGAAAGUGUAGCACAAAAAUUAUUUCCACUAAGAAAUCUCGAUCCAAAACUUAUUCCAGAUAAAAAUAGUUAUGCAAUAGAAGUAUAUAUACCUCCAUUUUAUAUACCCUGGAAAUAUAUAAGAAGUAAAUUGGCAGAAAUGCUAUUAGUAUCUGAGGAAACACUUGUUUUGAGUAGUCAAUGUUAUCUGACAGGUACUAAACUUGGAAUUGAAUCUCAAGAUAGAAAUAUAUCUAAUAAUAUCAUUGUAAAUAUGCACCAUCUAAAUAAAAAGUCAUCUAAAAAUCCAAAAGUUCAAAUACUGAAUAUAGCAUGUUUAGGCGAUGAUUACUCAAAUGUAAAUAACUUACUAAAUGGCAAUAUUCAAUUUUUGAAUAGAUGUUUUUAUAAAAAUUUGACAAUACUUAAUCAUUCAGAAACCCCUUCUAUUACACAACUCCUUAUAUCUAAAGAUUUACCAUUUUUGCAAACAGCUAACAUUUUAUCUAGAUAUAUCAGUGAAAUUUGCAAAAUAAUUGGUUCAGAUCGAGCAGUGAGCAAACAUAUACAAAUAAAUACUUUAUAUGCGAAUAAAAUAAAUAUUCCUAUUACUUCAGAUAUUAAGACAAUUUCGAGUAUAUCGGAACUUACAAACUAUAUGCCAUGGAACUGUCAGACUAUAUCUGACUUUCUACCACCAGAUUAUGCUUUAAAUAAGAGGGACUUCCAAUUACUAAUAAAGUUGAGUUUCUUAGCAUCUGACAGAAUAUGUUCAACUGCAGAACUUUACCCAAUUAAAAACUUCAAUAAUGGAUUUAUUCACUGUUUAUCUGGGUAUUCAACUGCUUCUAAUAGACUGAGAUCUUUUCAAAAGUUAGGCCAUAGUGAAAAUUCUCAUACUAUUGAGUGUACGGUGAUAUUACCCUGCGGCCUACCAGGAAGUGGCAAAACCUCUCUGCUAACUGAAUUUAUGAAGCAGAUUUCAACAAGCAAUAAUCCAAUACAUAUGGAGACACUCACAGUAAAUGCAGAACUUUUAUUUAGUAGUAUUGAAGACUGUAUAGAUGAUGCUAUUUAUUCAUUAGCUGUACUUCCAAGGGAUAAUGAAUCUCUAAUAUCUGUAUAUUCAUAUUUUGACUUAGUUCUCUAUGUAUCAAGUGAUGGCUGUACUAAAGGUGCUUUUAAUGGUGUAAAGCCCUUCUCUAAAUCUGAAUCUAGUUCAAAAUAUUACUCAAAAGUUGGGAAUAUUGCUGGGAAGUGCUGUAAUCUUUCAACUGACAUUUAUGGUCUGAAUGAUGGCGAAUUUCGUAAAUAUUCAAGGAAAGGGAAAAGAAUGAUGCAUUCAAUUGUACAUAGUAUAUUAUGCAAAUGUCUGGAUAUUAAGUUUGGAAAAAUUGAGGAUAUAUGGUGUUUUAAACUUAGUGAAAUGUACUCUCAUGAUUAUAAGAUAAAAGCACUAAUUAUAAUUGACGCCAAUAAUAUACCAGAUAUUUUGAAGUUACAGAUGAUUCAUUAUAACAAUGAAUCUUAUCAGAAUGAUAUACUGUUUAGAUUUAUUGCUAUGCUGACUCCAUACCCUGAUAAUAUAGAUAAUGCGACGAAAUAUUUAGGAUGUGAACUUAAUCAAACUUCUCUUGAUUCUUUGAAUUUUAUAAAUAAGGACGAUGAAAGUGAUUUUAUUGAAUGUACUGCGAAGUCUUCGAAGAAUGAGUGGCCAUAUAUUUGGAGUCCAGAAGUUGUAAUUCAAUGCAUUAUACGGAUUGCAAACAGACAAUACCAUCCUACUUUAAUGGGUCUUACACAGAAAAAUAUCGAUAUACUUUUAUGCUUCUUGAACUUGUACUCCAAAAAAGUAUUUGUCAAAGACAAUACGAAUUUAAAUACGGGAAAUAUGUUUCAAUUGUCCAAAGAACUUUUUGAAGUCUUGAAUUUUGAUGGCUACAUAUCUAUUGAUACCUUUUCAAAUGGUGAUUCAGAUAUGAUACUCAAAUCUAAUCUCACUAAAAAAGCAAUAUGUAUAUUAAGACGAAUUAUUCCCAACAUAAAAUUGCUCAGAAGUAAUAGCGAGUUGCAACUACAGUUUCAAGACUUCCUAUCAAUUAUUAGUAAGAUUUCCUCCAGAAUUUCAUAUUUUCCAUCAAUAAAAUUAAAAUUAGAAGCUUUUAGUAAUCAGUUAUUUAAGAUAGUUAGUAUGCCAAAAAAAGUAAAUACAGCUAAAGAAAAUUAUUACACUGGUACCUAUAGUAUGAACCGUGAAAUAAGUCAUAUAAAAAGUGCAAAAGUGUUUGUUUUAGAAGAAGAUUUUGACUAUGCCGCAAUUUCAUUAGUAGAUAAAUCAAUACUAAAUAAAAUAAGAGAAAUAUGGGUGCACUUCUGUCAAGAUUUUAAAUUACCAAUAGAUAUGAAACAAUACGAAUUAAUUAGAAAACACAUUACAACAUUCUUUUUUAAAAGUAACAAUCUUGGAAACAUCAACGGAGGAAAUAACAAGACUAGUCCUGAGUUGUUUAGUUUAAGUAAUUCAAAAUUAAACCACCUUGCAGCUCUAAUAUCUAUGUCCUUUUUUAAUGAAGUUUAUUUAUUUCGGUGCAUAUCUCUUGUGUAUGUUCCAAUAUGGGGCUUAUCUUUUAUUGUACUUGAAAGUCAACAAGAAUUCCUAAGUAUACCGAAUGAUUCUAAUAACUUGAAUUCCGAAAGUAGAUACUUAAUGGAAGUAAAGAUACCUACAAAUAUAUUCAUAAGGAAAUACUUACCAUUUAGAAUGUAUGGGGUUCCUCAUAUUACUCUAAUCUCAACUAAGGUAAAACCAGUCACCUCAAAUUAUGUUAUUCAGAUUUUAAAGCGAGAUUUACCACAUUUAGUAAGUAAAAGUGAAGGUGAUUGUAUUUUAAAUAGCUCCUUUAUCAAAAUUAAUGAUGAGUUAGUGGAAAUACAUUCGAAGCAUCUAUGGAAAGAAAAUAUCGAAAUAAAAGGAGCACUUAGACCAUUUUAA